This is a messenger RNA of Mollisia scopiformis, 1620 nucleotides long. RefSeq lists its product as uncharacterized. The record is from RefSeq and is a predicted model, not a curated record. NCBI's taxonomy places the organism in Eukaryota, Fungi, Ascomycota, Leotiomycetes, Helotiales, Mollisiaceae. The coding region runs from base 23 to 1585 and encodes 520 amino acids. The transcript has a single exon.
UGGUGGUCUUUCGUUCAUGACCAUGGCUUCUCCUAAGAGCUCGAGGACCAGUCGUCAUUGUGUAUACAACAGUGGGUCGGACUGCUUAUACCCCGCUGUCACCUCUCUUCCUAUUAGAACGACAGCAACACCGACUCAUGUCCGAUCGAUUCCUGCAACAUUAGCUUCGAGUUCUUCUGCUUCGAGUUCGAGUACUUCCUCGACUGAAGAUUCGGAGAGGAUCUUCGACCAUAGCCCCCUUGGUCUUCGAGCCGAUUCGCCAACGACUCCUCCUGACGAUUUAAUGAACACUACUGGGAGUGGUAAUUCUAAAGCCAGCACCGAUUUCGAAAGGGAAGGUACACCGCUUGUAAAAGUACGCAGCCGGCCUAAGAGGCCGUCCUUAGUGUCUACAGCAGCAGCAGCAGAUCCACGGUACCGGAUAGAAAAAGUCACGGUCGGCCCUCGAGCAUCUCGAGCAACUGCUAGACGAUCAGCAUCUCCACCACAGAUUAAGCCUCUGAUACACACAGAUGAAAUCAAACGACUUCAUCAUUCGUCUCUCGCCUUCUCAAAAUCCACAAGUUCUAUACCUCUUCCACUCGAAGAUGUCUUCGUGGGCUCUCCUCAAAACCCGCACAUCUUGGGGUCGGAACAAAUGGAAUGGAUAGGGCCGAAUGCACUUGAAAACUCGUUGGAUGUAGAAAGUUGUGACGGAGCGCAUCGAGAUAAAUCAGAACAACUUGGAGAUGGAGUGUCCAUGCUAGAAAGAGAAGGCUCGGAACCAGACGGGGUGCAGUCGGAAGGAGAAUACAAUGAAGACGCGACAACCAACUUUCAAAGUUAUAAAUGUACUCCGGAAGACGCUCCAAAGGACAAUCCUCCAGAUUCCACCAAUUUAAAGUUCAUCCCUUUCCGUCGGAAGGACAGAGACUUGUGCUCGAUAAACGAAAGUAUCAUCGAAGCCAUGAAGAGCCACCGCAAAGCGAAAGCCGCGCCCGGUUGGACAUAUGUCUUCGAAUGUCCCACACGAGCACCAGGACAUCUCAAGAUCGGCAGCACAGUCCACAUGAACGAGCGCGAAAAAGUCUUGAAAAAAUGUGAGAGAGAAUUGAUACACGUGAAAGACAAAGACAGGAAUGCUUUCGAUUACCAUUCCAUUGUCGAAUCUCUCGUGCAUCAGGAAUUCCAUAACAAGAGAAGAGUGCUGCGUUGCAUUUGUGGGACAAACCAUCAAGAAUGGUUUGAGGUGAAGAAAGAUGUUGCAUUAAAGUCGAUUUGCAGGUGGAGGACUUGGGUGAAGAUUCAGAGACCGUAUGAUAAAGAGUGGAAAUUGAAACCUUAUUGGCAGUGGAAGGUGAGGAAUCUGCCAAAGAGUCUCGCGAACGUGGAUUGGGAUGAUUGGGUCCGGCCGAAUCGCAGGGAGUAUUAUCUUCAGUAUUGGUACGAAGAGUUUGGAAAGGAUUAUUACCUGGCUUUGGAGGGACAUAUUAAGAGGAAGGAUAAGCAUUUUUGUCAGAUUGGGGUCAUUCUGCUGCUUAGCAUGUACCUUUUGUUUGGAGGGACAUGCUUUGCGUUGACAAUGGUGGGGUUGAUACUCCUAUGAGGAUUAAAACUCGGUAGACAUUCAUAACGAUGGGG